Messenger RNA from Drosophila persimilis, 605 nucleotides. Its product is annotated as calmodulin. The coding region runs from base 29 to 541 and encodes 170 amino acids. Gene Ontology annotation, molecular function: enzyme regulator activity; calcium ion binding. The transcript is spliced from 2 exons. Lineage: Eukaryota; Metazoa; Arthropoda; Insecta; Diptera; Drosophilidae. The record is from RefSeq and is a predicted model, not a curated record.
CCACCUAAAUAGCUCAUCGACUCACUCGAUGGAUCUUAAAUCGAAGCAUACAUUCGAUGCCAUUAUGGAGAAUCUAACGAAGGAACAGAUGGCCGAAUACACAAAGAGUUUCGGGCUUUUGAUCAAGAAUGAGAACGGAGUGGUCACAAUUGACGAACUACGCGUAAUGGUCCAAACUUUAGGCGAGAAUCCGACGGAAUCUGAGCUCGAGGAGACAUUUAAAGCCUCCGAUAUUGAUGGGAAUGGCGAGAUCGAUUUCAAAGAGUUCUGCUUCGUUAUGGACAGGUUCGAGAGAGAAGAGAAGCGCCAGCUUUGCGAGGCAUUCAAGAUGUUCGAUCAGGAUGGCGAUGGUUACAUAGGCGGAGAGGAUCUGGUCAAUGUGUGGAAGAGCAUGAACAUCCAACCCAAGAAUGUGCUUAUCGAAAGAAUGCUAAAGGCCGGCGACAUCGAUGGCGAUGGCAAGAUCAGUUGUGCCGAGUUUGUGGCCAUGAUGCAGAAGCCGCUUGUUCAGAAGUUUCAAGAGAGAGAAACAUCCGCAUAGUCUUACAAAAUCUCUUUGCCCCAAAAUUCAAAAUGAAAUGGAAUUGAAAAACAAUAUGAAAUAA